AACUCAAAAGAGGACCCCAACCCCUCUCUCUCUCUCUAAAUAUAUUUCUUCAUAUCCAUCCCCCCCUCCAUUCCCUCUCUUCCACUCCCUCAACUUCCUCUUAUGUUUUUCACACUAACCAUUUUCUCAAAAACCACCAACACCUUUCCAUCAUCAUUUCUCUCAUUCCUCAAACAUGGCAUUGCCUUUUAUUCUUCUUCUCUUCCUCUUUCCCUUUCCCUCUCUCUCAUUGCUUCCCUCAAUUGAAUCCAAGCUCACCCUAGACUACUACAACAAAACAUGCCCUAAGCUCUUUGACAUCAUCAAACAAGUCACCAUAGACAAGCAAACGGCCUCCCCCACCACUGCUGCAGCCACCCUCCGCCUCUUCUUCCACGACUGCAUGCUCGAGGGCUGCGACGCCUCCAUCCUCAUCGCCUCCAAUUUUUUCAAUAAGGGCGAACACGACGCCGAUAUCAACCUUUCCCUCCCCGGGGACGGCUUCGACAUCGUAACCCGUGCCAAGACCGCGCUCGAGCUCGAAUGCCCCGGUAUCGUGUCCUGCGCCGACAUCCUCGCCCUAGUGGCCCGCAACCUCGUUACGAUGGUUGGCGGGCCCCACUACAAAAUCAGGCUAGGGCGGAAAGACGGUUUCAUUUCCCAGGCCACGGCAGUGGAAGGCCACAUUGCAAGGCCAAAUAUGUCAUUACCACAAAUUGUCUCUAUGUUUCAGACCAAAGGGCUUUCAAUACAAGAACUUGUAACAUUGUCUGGUGCACACACCAUUGGUUUCUCUCACUGUGACCAAUUUGCUAAUAGGCUCUUCAAUUUCAGCAAAACAUCACAGUUUGAUCCAACUUACAACCCUAAAUAUGCAAAAGCAUUGCAAAAACUUUGUGCUAAUUACACAAAAGACCCUACAAUAUCAGCUUUUAACGAUGUGAUGACACCAGGGAAAUUCGACAACAUGUACUUCUCUAACUUGCAGAAGGGGUUAGGGUUGUUAGCGUCCGAUCAAGCCCUGUUGACCGAUCCAAGAACGAAGAAGUAUGUGGAUUUGUACGCCGCAGACCAGAAUGCGUUCUUCAAUGAUUUUGCCCAUGUGAUGGAGAAGGUUAGCGUGUAUAAUGUCAAGACGGGGAAAAAGGGAGAGGUGAGGCAUAGAUGUGAUGCUUUCAACAAACUAGAUACUCAUAAUGCAGGCAAAUAUAUGAAGGCAUAGUUUUGGAUGAUCAAAAGGGUUUAGGGUCAAUUUUGUUUUUGGUGACAAUAGGGCCAUGAAAUGGUGAAAAAGGUAGUGAAAUUUCUCAUGUUUCAUGUUGGUUACCAAGACAGGAUAAUAUAUAUGUAGGGUAUGUUUGGAUCAUGGGAAAAAAUCAAAAGAAAAUGGAAUGAAAGAAGUUAAAUUGAUUUCUUUCGUUUCUCUUUAAUUUUUAUUUUUAUUUUUCCCUCUUUUUCUUCAAUAAUGAUGUUUUAGUAAUGUUAUUUUGGCUUGUAUCGUAGACCAAAUGUAUGAUCGUGGAAAUUGUUGUUCACAAUGAUUUUUACAAUUGUUAUGGGUCACUUUUUUUAAAUUCAAUUUUUCUAUGUUAUGUACUGUGUUCAUUUCAUCCAUGUUCUGUCACAUUUUCU
Camellia sinensis is the source of this 1611-nucleotide messenger RNA. RefSeq names its product Peroxidase superfamily protein. The record is from RefSeq and is a predicted model, not a curated record. Gene Ontology annotation, biological process: hydrogen peroxide catabolic process; response to oxidative stress. Gene Ontology annotation, molecular function: heme binding; peroxidase activity. Lineage: Eukaryota; Viridiplantae; Streptophyta; Magnoliopsida; Ericales; Theaceae.